Molecule: messenger RNA, 1055 nt
Organism: Leptopilina boulardi
Lineage: Eukaryota; Metazoa; Arthropoda; Insecta; Hymenoptera; Figitidae
Exons: 4
Coding region: 44-955 (303 amino acids)
Source: RefSeq, a predicted model, not a curated record
GGGUAUAUUUAAUUUUCUUCUCGUUCGCAAGUCGGCGUCAAGGAUGUUAAACUAUUUUAUGAUUCUGGUGAUUGUGCAUCAUUGGCUAAACCUACUGAAUUUAGUGCGGAGGUAUUUGGAGCAGAUACAAAUGGCUGAGGGUCGUCGAUGGUGGGUGAAACCACUUAUUAUAAAUGAAGUGCGCGAUAAUAUAGGGGCAUAUGAAAUGCUCUUCUUGUAUUGUGCAAAUAACGACUCCGAGGAGUUUUACAACCUGGUCAGAAUGGACGUUGAAUGCUUUCAAAACUUGUACAACAUUCUGCACUUCAGGCUUCUGAAAACUAGUUUGAGGAAACCAUUGAGUGGAGAGCUUAAACUGGCCCUUACACUAAGCUACAUGGCUCACGGAGACAGCUUGUUUUCUACAGCCAAUUUAUUUCAUGUAGGUAAAAGUACCACCUACAAAAUUGUAGGUGAAGUGUGUCCAAUCAUUUGGGAAUUGUUGUCACCAAUUUACCUUGCCUGGAAGUCAGCAGAGGAGUUAAAAGUUGUUGCAGAGGGCUACCAAAGAAGGUGGAAUUUUCCUCAUUGCUUAGGAUCCCUCGACGGCAAGGAGAUAAGAAUAAAAGCUCCUCCGCAUUCAGGAAGCAUGUUUUACUGUUAUAAGAAAUUUUUUAGUUUCAAAUUGCUGGCGAUGUGUGAUGCGUUUUACCGUUUUACUUGGGUAAACGUCGGCGAUUACGGUUCUAUCAGCGACUUGUCAGCGUUUAGGAAUACUCAUUUAUUCCAAGCUCUUGAACGAAAUGAAGUUGACCUUCCGGAAGAUGAUUUUCUGCCACGCAGCAAUAUCAGGAUGCCCUUCUUUUUCAUUGGAGAUGCAAUAUUUGAUAUUAAGCGAUAUUUCAUGUUACCCUACAACCGAAACCGCCGUCUCUGUAGAGAAGAAACCACUUUCAAUAAAAGCUAUUUAAGUUAAACGAAUAAAUCAUUAUUGUAUUAAUUACUAUUAAUUAAACUGAUAUACAUACAAUUUUGAUAUUCUGAUGUUGAUAAUUUUUUAUUCAAAUUGAAGUGUU